Messenger RNA from Carlito syrichta (Philippine tarsier), 1942 nucleotides. RefSeq names its product protein regulator of cytokinesis 1 (gene PRC1). Bases 148 to 1692 code for a protein of 514 amino acids. The transcript is spliced from 13 exons. Lineage: Eukaryota; Metazoa; Chordata; Mammalia; Primates; Tarsiidae. Gene Ontology annotation, molecular function: microtubule binding. Gene Ontology annotation, cellular component: mitotic spindle midzone; spindle; cytoplasm. Gene Ontology annotation, biological process: microtubule cytoskeleton organization; mitotic spindle midzone assembly. The record is from RefSeq and is a predicted model, not a curated record.
AGUGAGGUGGUGGCAGAGGAGUCCAUCGGAUGCUUCCAGAAAGCCCUAAGCCACCUGCGGGAAAUAUGGGAACUGAUUGGGAUCCCAGAAGACCAGCGGUUACAGAGGACUGAGACUGUGAAGAAGCACAUCAAGGAACUCCUGGAUAUGAUGAUUGCUGAAGAGGAAAGCCUAAAGGAGAGGCUCCUCAAAAGCAUUUCCGUCUGUCAAAAAGAACUGAGCACCCUGUGUAGCGAGUUACACGUGGAGCCAUUUCAGGAGGAAGGAGAGACAACCAUCUUGCAGUUAGAAAAGGACUUGCGCACUCAGGUGGAAUUGAUGCGAAAACAGAAAAAGGAGAGAAAACAGGACCUGAAGCUACUUCAGGAACAAGAUCAGGAACUGUGUGAGAUCCUUUGUAUGCCGCAGUAUGACAUUGACAGCACCUCAGUCCCCAGCUUGGAAGAACUGAACCAGUUUAGACGACAUGUGACAACUCUGAGGGAAACAAAGGCAUCUAGGCAUGAGGAGUUCGUCAACAUAAAGAGGAAGAUCAUACUGUGUAUGGAAGACUUAGAUCACACCCCAGACACAAGCUUUGAAAGAGAUGUGGUGUGUGAAGAUGAAGAAGCCUUUUGUUUAUCUUUGGAGAAUAUUGCAACACUACAAAAGUUACUACGGCAGCUGGAAAUGCAAAAAUCACAGAAUGAAGCUGUGUGUGAGGGGCUGCGAGCUCAAAUUCGAGAGCUCUGGGACCGGCUGCAGAUACCUGAAGAAGAGAGAGAAGCCGUGGCCACCAUUAUGACUGGGUCGAAGGCCAAGGUUAAGAAAGCGCUGCAAUUAGAAGUGGAUCGGUUAGAAGAACUGAAAAUGCAAAACAUGAAGAAAGUGAUUGAAGCAAUCCGAGUGGAGCUGGUUCAGUACUGGGACCAGUGUUUCUACAGCCAGGAGCAGAGGCAGGCUUUUGCCCCUUACUAUGAUGAUGACUAUACAGAAAACCUGCUCCAGCUUCACGAUGCCGAGAUUGUACGGUUAAGAAACUACUAUGACGUUCACAAGGAACUCUUUGAAGGCGUCCAGAAGUGGGAAGAAAGCUGGCGGCUUUUCUUAGAAUUUGAGAGAAAAGCUUCAGAUCCAAGCCGAUUUACAAACCGGGGGGGAAAUCUGCUAAAAGAAGAAAAGCAACGAGCCAAACUCCAGAAAAUGCUCCCUAAGCUGGAAGAGGAGUUGAAGGCACGGAUUGAAAUGUGGGAACAGGAACAUUCAAUGGCCUUUGAGGUGAAUGGACAGAAAUUCAUGGAGUAUGUGAUGGAACAGUGGGAGAUGCAUCGACUGGAGAAAGAGAGAGCUAAGCAGGAGAGACAACUCAAGAACAAGAAGCAGACAGAGACAGAGAUGCUGUACGGCAGUGCUCCCCGAACACCCAGCAAGCGGCGAGUUCUGGCUUCCAACACGCCUGGCAAAGUACGCAAGCUGAACACUACCACCAUAUCCAAUGCUACGGCCAAUAGUAGCAUCCGGCCUACCUUUGCGGGGACAAUCUACCGCUCCCCCGUGUCUCGACUUCCUCCUUCCGGCAGCAAGCCAGUCAUGACUUCCACCUGCUCGGGGAAGAGGACGCCCCGUGCUGGCAGGCAUGGUGCCAACAAAGAGAACCUGGAGCUCAAUGGCAGCAUCCUGAGCGCGAGAACUUUCAAAGGCUUCCAAAUCUGAUGCUACUUCCGGAAUCCUCAAUUCAACCAACAUCCAGUCCUGAGAAGCCCUGAUCAGUCAACCAACUAUGGCUUCCUGUGUCUAGACUGGACCUAAUUAUACUGGGGUGGCCUUAGCUUUUCUUUAGUUUAGGUGUGCUUGAGACCCUGGGCAGGCUCUGCUAGCAUGGGCCUAACUUUAAGGAUGUGAACAAGUAUAACAGAAGAAAGUUCAUCGUAGGGUUUAAAGGGUCCUAGGAGACUUGGAUUUC